Alligator sinensis (Chinese alligator) is the source of this 4231-nucleotide messenger RNA. It is a transcript of the gene MATN2, whose product is annotated as matrilin 2. The record is from RefSeq and is a predicted model, not a curated record. The transcript has 26 exons. The coding region runs from base 284 to 3964 and encodes 1226 amino acids. Lineage: Eukaryota; Metazoa; Chordata; Crocodylia; Alligatoridae. Gene Ontology annotation, molecular function: calcium ion binding.
AGCGGGCGAUCCCUCCCUCCCUCCCACGGUGCCCCUGCCACGGCUUCUGGACGGGUCCGGGUCUGGAGGUGACUUGAGAGUCCAGCCCUGGAGCCACGGACCCACGGGCAGCAGUUGCCGGUCUCUCCGCGAGGGAGACCAGGCUGCGCUCCCUCCUCCCUCCCUCUCGCCCGCCUGGAGGGCGAGACGCGUUACCUCGAGCCGGGCUGUGGUGCCACUGGAGUCGGUGAGCAGCCCGUUUUCUUGAGUUUGGUAUCCUCGGUUGUCCAUCUUCUUUCUGAAAAUGAAGAAAAUGAUUGCAUGCUUCCUCCUUCUGUCCGGACAAAUUCUACUUUUCACUGCCUCGGCCAAGAGGAGAGAACUUCCAGGAGCCUUUUUAAGGCAAAAAAGGCAUGUCAAUCCACAAGCUUUGUUUGAAAAUACUUGCAGUAACAAACACCUGGACCUUGUCUUCAUCAUUGACAGUUCUCGCAGUGUACGCCCUUACGACUUUGAGAAAGUGAAGGAGUUCCUUUUAACCAUCCUUCAGUUCCUGGACAUCAGUCCUGAUGUCACCAGAGUAGGCCUUAUUCAGUAUGGCAGUACAGUCAAACACGAGUUUUCACUGAAAACAUUCGGGAAGAGACAGGAUGUGGAGAGAGCAGUAAAAAGAAUGAUGCAUCUGGCCACUGGCACCAUGACUGGACUGGCCAUUCAGUAUGCAAUGAACAUUGCAUUUUCAGAAUCAGAAGGAGCUCGUCCUCUGAGCCAGAACGUGCCCAGAAUAAUCAUGAUAGUGACAGAUGGACGACCGCAGGAUCCGGUGGGAGAGGUUGCAGCUAAAGCCCGCAACUCAGGCAUCCUAAUUUUUGCCAUUGGAGUAGGAAGAGUGGAUAUGAACACACUGAAGUCCAUUGGGAGUGAACCUCAUGAAGAACAUGUGUUUUUGGUGGCUAAUUUCAGUCAGAUUGAAACACUGACCUCUGUGUUCCAGAACAAGCUUUGUGUGCCUCACAUGUGCAGUAUUGCUGAACAUGGCUGUGAUCACUUCUGUAUUAACACUCCUGGCUCCUACAUGUGCAAAUGUAAGCAGGGAUACAUUUUGAAUGCUGACCAGAAGACUUGCAGCACUCAGGAUCUAUGUGCCAUUGAGAAACAUGAUUGUGAACAGAUAUGUGUGAAUACACCUGGGUCUUAUGUGUGUCAAUGUUAUGAUGGCUUUGAACUUGAUGAACAUGGAAAGAAGUGUAUAAUUGUAGACUUUUGUGCAGUGGAUAACCAAGGCUGCCAACAUGAGUGUGUUAAUACAGAUGACUCCUACUACUGUAAAUGCCAUCCAGGGUUUAUUUUAAACCCUGAUAAAAGAACUUGCAGAAGACCGGAUUACUGUGCUUCAGAAAACCAUGGCUGUCAACAGGAGUGUGUUAAUUUAGAUGAUUCUUAUUUUUGUCAAUGCCGACAAGGAUUUACUCUUAAUCCAGAUAAGCGAACUUGCAAAAGAAUAGACUUCUGUGCUCUGGGUACACACAGCUGUGAACAUGAAUGUGUUAACACUGAAGACUCAUUUGUGUGUAGAUGUCAUCCUGGAUACACCCUGAACCAUGAUGGCAAAACGUGCAGAAGAGUGGACCACUGUGCUGAGAAUGACCAUGGCUGUGAGCAGCUGUGCCUGAACACAGACGACUCCUACCUCUGUCAGUGUUCUGAGGGAUUUAUCAUUAAUGAAGACCUAAAAACCUGCACACGAGUGGACUACUGUGCAUUGAGUGACCAUGGUUGUGAACAUAUCUGUGUGAAUGGUGAAAAAUCCUAUACUUGUCAGUGUUUUGAGGGAUACAGACUACGAAAUGAUGGGAAAACUUGUAAACGUAAAAAUGUCUGCAAGUCAAUCAGCCAUGGUUGUGAGCAUAUUUGUGUUAAUAUUGACAAUUCAUAUGUCUGCAAAUGCCGUGAGGGAUUUACCCUGACAGAGGAUGGGAAAACAUGCAAAAGAAAAGACAUUUGCAAAUCAGUGAAUCAUGGCUGUGAACAUGUGUGUGUUAAUGCUGAUAAUUCAUACAUCUGCAAGUGCCAUGAUGGAUUUGCACUAAGAGAAGACGGAAGAACUUGCAGAAAUAGAGAUGUUUGCAAUUCAGUUGACCAUGGCUGUGAACACGUUUGUGUUAGUGGUGACAAUUCCUAUACUUGCCAGUGCUAUGAUGGAUUCAUACUGAGGGAAAAUGGGAAAACCUGUAGAAACAAGGACAUCUGCAAGUCAAUCAACCAUGGCUGUGAACAUGUUUGUGUUAAUACUGAUGAUUCAUACGUUUGCCAGUGCCAUAGAGGAUUCCAACUGAAGGAGGAUGGAAAAACAUGUCAAAGUAAAGACAUCUGCAAAUCAGUCAACCAUGGCUGUGAGCAUGCUUGUGUUGAUAAUGAUGAUUCAUAUACUUGCCAGUGCCAUGAGGGAUUCAUACUGAGACAGGAUGGAAAAACAUGUAGAAAUAAAGACCUCUGCAAAUCAGUCAACCACGGCUGUGAACAUGUGUGUGUUAACAGCGACAACUCAUACAUCUGCAAGUGCCAUGAGGGAUUCAUACUGAGACAGGAUGGAAAAACGUGUAGAAAUAAAGACCUCUGCAAAUCAGUCAACCACGGCUGUGAACAUGUGUGUGUUAACAGCGACAACUCAUACAUCUGCAAGUGCCAUGAGGGAUUCAUACUGAGACAGGAUGGAAAAACAUGUAAAAAGAAAGACCUCUGCAGAUCAAUCAAUCAUGGCUGUGAACAUGUGUGUAUUAACAGUAAUGACUCAUACAUCUGCAAGUGCCAUGAGGGAUUCAUACUAAGAGAGGAUGGGAAAACUUGCAGAAAUAAAGAUGUUUGCAAUUCAGUUGACCAUGGCUGUGAACAUCUUUGCGUUAAUAUUGAUAGUUCAUACAUUUGCCAGUGCCAUGAAGGAUUCAUAUUAAGAGAGGAUGAGAAAACAUGCAGAAGUGAAGAUAUCUGCAAAUCUGUUGACCACAGCUGUGAGCAUGUUUGUGUUAACAAUGAUGAUUCAUACAUCUGCAAGUGUCACAAAGGAUUUGUCUUAGACAUCGAUGGGAAGAAGUGCAGAAGAUGUACUGAAGGCCCAGUUGAUCUGGUGUUUGUGAUUGACGGUUCAAAAAGUCUUGGGCAGGAUAAUUUUGAAAUCGUGAAACAGUUUGUCUCUGGAAUCUUGGAUUCACUUGAGAUUUCUCCCAAAUCUGCUCGAGUUGGUUUGCUUCAGUAUUCCACCCAAGUCCGCACAGAGUUUACAUUAAGACAAUUCAACACAGCCAAGGAAAUGAAAAAGGCUGUAUCCCAAAUGAAAUACAUGGGGAAAGGUUCCAUGACUGGACUAGCCCUGAAACAAAUGUUUGAGAGAAGCUUUACUGAAGCAGAAGGAGCAAGGCCAUUUUUAUCAAGGGUCCCUCGAGUCUGUAUUGUGUUUACAGAUGGACGAGCCCAAGAUGAAGUCUCUGAGUGGGCUGGCAAAGCAAAGCAGAAUGGUAUAACCAUCUAUGCCGUUGGAAUAGGAAAAGCAAUUGAGGAAGAACUGCGGGAAAUUGCUUCUGAGCCAUCAGACAAGCAUCUCUUCUAUGCUCAGGAUUUCAGCUCCAUGGGGGAGAUAAGUGAAAAGCUAAAAAAACAAAUCUGUGAAGCUCUGGAAGAUCAGGAUGCAUCAGCAGGGAGCCCUCCCAAGCCUGGUCAACAUUCUUCAGGACUUGAAGCUGCUACCAUAACCAUCACAGACCUCCUAGCCUGCUCCAAUUUUGCAGUACACCACAAGUAUCUUUUUGAAGAGAGCCAUUCAAAAACAAUAGGCACAUCAGCAAAUCCUCCAAAAGAUAAAGACCACUGCAAAUGUGAAAGUCUUGUGACAUUCCAGAACUAUGCAACCACUGAAGUAAGAAAACUAACCCAACGAUUGGAAGAAAUAACAAAGAGGAUGGAAGCUUUGGAAGACAGACUAAGAUAUUGAUGAGCAUUUCUUAAAAGUAUAUAAACAUGUGGUAUAUUUAUACAAGUUGUUAACAGAGCUAUUUUGUUAAAGCCAUACAAAGCUACAUAGCACACUUCCUCAUGUCCGAGGAUGAAAUGUUUUUGGGCCCAGUAUUUAUAUGCUGAGUUUGCAUUGAUUGCAGAUAAAAAUUGAGAUGAGCAUAUAUAGUUUAGUAACCAGCCAAAAUUCUAACGCAACAGUGGAAAUAAGCUAUGCAAUGAUAAAUAAAAUAUUCUUAUUUUUAAA